Lathyrus sativus (Indian pea) is the source of this 1365-nucleotide messenger RNA. The record is from the annotation of a GenBank genome assembly. Lineage: Eukaryota; Viridiplantae; Streptophyta; Magnoliopsida; Fabales; Fabaceae.
AUGGAUUUGAUUGAGUUGAGAAAAGCUGUGGAAGAAGUUGAAGUUGUGAAUGAGUUAGAGAUAGAUGUUUCAUUUGUUCGCAUAUUAUGGGUUGAUAAUUCAGGACAACAUAGAUGUCGUGCAAUUCCUAGAAAACGUUUCUAUGAUGUUGUUACAAAGAAUGGUGUUGGUUUAGCAUUUGCGGUUAUGGGAAUGACUUCUUUUCGUGACGUGCCUGCAGCUGGGUCGGGUUUAGGGACAGUUGGCGAAGCAAGAUUAAGUCCUGAUUUGUCUACUAUAAGGACUAUUCCUUGGAACAAGCAAGAUGAAAUAGUUUUAGGUGAUCUCAAUGUUCAACCUGGCCAAGCAUGGGAAUAUUGCCCAAGAGAAGCUUUAAGAAGAGCUUCCAAAAUUUUGAAAGAUGAAUUUGACUUGGUAAUGAAUGCAGGGUUUGAGAAUGAGUUUUUUCUAUUGAAGAGCAUAAUAAGGGAAGGAAAAGAAGAAUGGAUACAAUUUGACUCAACUCCUUAUUGCUCCUCGUCAGCAUUUGAUGCUGCUUCUCCGAUACUUCGUGAAAUUACUUCUGCUUUACAUUCCAUGGGAAUUCCAGUAGAACAGUUACAUGCAGAAGCUGGAAAGGGUCAAUUUGAACUGGUUUUAGGACAUACCAUUUGUGCUAAAGCUGCAGACAACUUAGUUUACACCCGCGAAACCGUUAGAUCUAUUGCUAGAAAACAUGGUUUGCUUGCAACUUUUAUUCCAAAGUACUCAUUAGAUGAUUUGGGUUCUGGAUGCCAUGUCCAUCUAAGUUUAUGGCAGAAUGGCCAAAAUGUAUUUAUGGCAUCUGAUGAAUCAUCAAAGUAUGGAAUAUCCACUUUGGGAAAAGAAUUUAUGGCUGGAGUUCUUCAUCAUCUCCCUUCAAUUUUGCCAUUUGUAGCACCACUUCCUAUCAGUUAUGAUCGGUUGCAACCGAACACAUGGAGCGGUGCAUACUUGUUUUGGGGGAAUGAAAAUAAGGAUGCUCCGUUGCGAGCUUCAUCUCCGCCUGGAACUCCCGGUGGUUUCGCGAGUAACUUUGAAUUUAAAUCAUUUGAUGGUUCUGCAAAUCCAUAUUUAGGCUUAACUGCUAUAAUUGCUGCUGGCAUUGAUGGUCUUCGUCGACAUCUUUCUCUUCCUGAACCUGUUGAUACAGAUCUUAAUCCAAAAAACUUUCAAAGAUUGCCAAAAUCACUUUCUGAAUCUUUGGAAGCUCUUCAUAAGGCUGAGUUUCUUGACGAAUUUAUUGGUGAUAAGUUGCUCAUUGCCAUAAAAGCAAUUCGAAAGGCUGAAAUUGAUCAUUACUUGGAGAACAAGGAAACAUACAAGCAACUCAUACAUCGUUAUUGA